AUGGUGCCUAGUGAUAAGUAAUUUAUUUUUCAAUUGUAGUUAAUUGGAACGUUAUGAAAUGGAGGAUGAUAAAUUGUCAGCAAAGGCAACUUCAAAAAAAAUACAGAAUAGAAAAAUAUGGUCCUAAAAGGAAGACAAGCUGCUGGAAAGAGCAAUUCAUGAACUUGGAACUAAUUGGAAGGAAGUGGCAAAACAUUUAUAUAAUAGAAAUCCUUCUUAAUGCGCAUAAAGAUGGAAGAGAAUUAAGCCUGUCUCAGUAUGUUUAAUUUUAAAUAAGCUCAGUAACGCUCUCGACAUUCUUGGAGUGCAAUAGAAGAUUAAUAACUGUUAGAAUUGGUUAAAAUACAUAAAAGGAAUUGGGGAAUGAUAGCUAGCAUAAUGCAUUGGAGGACUGGAAAGUAAAUUCGAGAACGAUUCAUCAACAAAUUAAACCCAGAAAUAAGGGCUGAACCAUGGUCAAAGGAAGAAGAUCUGAUUGUCAUGGAAGCCUAUUAAAAGUACGGAUCAAGGUGGACGGAAAUAUCCAAGUUAUUAAAAGGGAGACCUGUAUAAUUUAUAACUAAAUUUUUUUAGGAAAAUAUGAUAAAAAAUAGAUUUUAUUCCUUCAUCAGAAAAGAGUAUAUGAAUAUCUAAAAUCCUUAUUACGUUAUACCUAAUUCAUAACAAAAAACUGAUGUGGAAUAAUUAAAAUCAAACUAAUAAUCAAAUGAAAUUCUAAAGCAAGAAUAAAAUAAGAGUAGUUAAUCUUGCCAAAACAGUAUUGUAAAAAAGAAGAAACAUUCUAAAAUCUUAAAAAAGAAAUCUAAAAAAUUAAACGCUAUUAAAAAAGAAAAGGAGUAAGAAAACAAUAAAUUUAAUAAUAUAAAUGAAAAAAAUGAGGAAGUUUGGAAUGGAAUAGCUUCAGCUGAAAGUUCAGAAGUCUAGGUUAAAGAGGAAGAUGAAAACUAAUUUUAACCAAAUAAAACUGCAUAAAGUGUCUUAAGUUAAAGUUAAAACAACAAUUUUAAUUAGAUGGCUAACAUAUAGAAUUCAUAAUUUUUAAGUGAACCAUUUAGAUCAUUAUGUAAUUCUUCAGUUUUUCAGAAUUAACCUUCGCAUUAGUAACAGUAUUAGUAAUAAUGUAAUUAUUUAUAUGAAUGUAGACUUUGCCGCUAUGUGUAAAUAUUAUGAGGGUAUAACCAAUAUAAUGAUAAGUUAAAGUCUUUCAUAAUCAUAAAAACUCAAAGAAAGCUUUCCAAUUAUAUCGAAUGCUUCUAGUUAGGAAACUCACAUGUCUACAGGGUUGUAACUCUCACUAUCACACAUGAAUUAUCUCCCAUUUCCUUGUAAUUUUAGACAAGAGUCUUUUCCUCAUUCAAUGAACAAUUCAUAAAUUUGA
Paramecium octaurelia is the source of this 1378-nucleotide messenger RNA. NCBI's taxonomy places the organism in Eukaryota, Ciliophora, Oligohymenophorea, Peniculida, Parameciidae. The record is from the annotation of a GenBank genome assembly.